Messenger RNA from Lepus europaeus (European hare), 3747 nucleotides. RefSeq names its product cell division cycle 25A (gene CDC25A). NCBI's taxonomy places the organism in Eukaryota, Metazoa, Chordata, Mammalia, Lagomorpha, Leporidae. Bases 454 to 2028 code for a protein of 524 amino acids. The record is from RefSeq and is a predicted model, not a curated record. Gene Ontology annotation, cellular component: cytoplasm; nucleus. Gene Ontology annotation, molecular function: protein tyrosine phosphatase activity. Gene Ontology annotation, biological process: protein dephosphorylation; G2/M transition of mitotic cell cycle; positive regulation of G2/M transition of mitotic cell cycle. The transcript is spliced from 15 exons.
GGCCCUCUGUAAGCAGCUAUUACCGCGAAAGCCACCUCGGCUGCGACAGUCUGGGACGAGAGUGGAGGUCGGCCUGGUUCUCUGCGAUCCCGGCCUGGGUAAGGGGAAGAGAAAAAAGCUAAGAGCGUGACCUUACCUUGCGGCACUUGCCUGCUCCUCCUCGGGCCGCCGAGUUUGUUUGGAUUUGAUCUUCAGGUUGCUGCGGUCCGCACGCCGGCUCGCCUCGCGGGGUGAGAGGGAAGCACCCGUGCUUGUGUCUGGCACCUGCCCGGUCCGGACGACCGCCCGUCCGCUCCGCUAGUUCGCGGCUGCGUCCCUGAACCCGCGGGGUGGUGUUUGCGUUUGACCCGUGGGCGCCGGCGGCGGGGCACGCGGCCGAAGCCGGUGUCGGCCGGGCGGGGCAGGCGCGGCGGAGAGAGAGGGAGCGGGAGCCUUGGGAGUCCGGGCGCCGCCAUGGAACUGGGCCCGGAGCCCCCGCACCGCCGCCGCCUGCUCUUCGCCUGCAGCCCCCCUCCCACGCCGCAGCCCGUCGUGAAGACGCUGUUUGGCGCGCCAGCCGCCGGCGGACUGUCGCCUGUCACCAACCUGACGGUCACCAUGGAUCAGCUGCAGGGACUGGGCAGUGAGUGUGAGCAGCCACUGGAGGUGAAGAACAGCAGUCUGCAGAGAAUGGGCUCCUCCGAAUCAACGGAUUCAGGUUUCUGUCUGGAUUCUCCUGGGCCCUUGGACAGUAAAGAAAAUCUUGAAAAUCCCAUGAAGAGGAUAAAUUCCCUGCCUCCGAAGCUCUUGGGAUGCAGCCCAGCUCUGAAGAGGAGCCAUUCUGAUUCUCUUGACCAUGACAUCUUUCAGCUCAUCGACCAGGAUGAGAACAAGGAAAAUGAAGCCUUUGAGUUUAAGAAGCCAACAAGACCUGCAUCUCGUGGCUGCCUGCACUCUCAUGGACUUGAAGAGGGUAAAGAUCUCUUCACACAGAGGCAGAACUCUGCCCCAGCUCGAAUGCUUUCCUCAAAUGAAAGAGAUAGCAGCGAGCCUGGGAAUUUCAUUCCUCUUUUUAUGCCCCAGUCUCCUGUGACAGAUACUUUGUCUGACGAAGAUGAUGGCUUCAUGGACCUUCUUGAUGGAGAGAACCUAAAGAACGAUGAGGAGACCCCGUCGGGCAUGGCCAGCCUCUGGACAGCUCCCCUUGUAAUGAGAAGAACUACAAACUUCGGCAAUCGAUGCAAGCUGUUUGACUCCCCUUCCCCGUGUAGCUCCAGUACUCGGACAAUGUUGAAGAGACCAGAACGAUCUCAAGAGGAGUCUCCACGAGGAAAUACAAAGAGGAGGAAGAGCAUGACUGGGGCCAGUCCUGAAGAGGUAGCCAGUCCAGAGAAGGCCCAGGAGACCAUGCAUCAGUCUUUAUCCCUGGCAUCUUUCCCAAAAGGGACCAUCGAGAACAUUUUGGACAAUGACCCAAGGGACCUUAUCGGAGACUUCUCCAAGGCUUAUCUCUUUCAUACAGUUGCUGGGAAACAUCAGGAUUUAAAAUAUAUCUCUCCAGAAAUUAUGGCAUCUGUUUUGAAUGGCAAGUUUGCCAGCCUCAUUAAAGAGUUUGUUAUUAUUGACUGCCGGUACCCAUAUGAAUAUGAAGGAGGCCACAUCAAGGGUGCAGUGAACUUGCACAUGGAAGAAGACGUUGAAGACUUCUUGCUCAAGAAACCUAUUGUGCCUACUGAUGGCAAACGGGUCAUCGUCGUGUUCCACUGCGAGUUUUCUUCUGAGAGAGGUCCCCGCAUGUGCCGAUAUGUGAGAGAGCGAGAUCGGCUUGGUAACGAGUACCCCAAACUCCAUUACCCUGAGCUGUAUGUCCUGAAAGGGGGCUACAAGGAAUUCUUCUUGAAAUGCCAGUCUCACUGUGAGCCCCCCAGCUACCGACCAAUGCACCAUGAGGACUUUAAAGAAGACCUGAAGAAGUUCCGCACGAAGAGCCGGACCUGGGCAGGGGAGAAGAGCAAAAGGGAGAUGUACAGUCGCCUGAAGAAGCUCUGAGACGGUGGUGCAUGCAACAGCAGCCUGAGCUCCCUCCGUUCCUCCUACGAUCCCCAUUGGGCUGCAGAGAAACUUGAGCAAAGCGGUCAGCUAUGUGAUAUUUGGAGAGAAGGCCUGGGGCUUCCAUUCCUUGAACCUGCUUCCCACUCCGGAGGUUGGAGCCCCCAGGGCAUUCUAGUGGCUGUGCCUGGUCUGGCACUGUAAGACAUCCUCCCUCCAUGUCAGGACUGUGUCCCAAGGCUGUCACGGGCCAUAGUGCAGUCUCCGCAAGCUGUCAAGCUGUUUUCUGGCUCGUCAUCCUCCACAAUUGCAAGAAGCAGCUGGGGCCUCACUGGACUCUGGUCUUCCUCAUGAAGGGGGGCAGGGUAGAAAGAAGUAACGUGGACAGAAAUGCUGCUGGCCACAUACCAAAGACAGACUGGGAAGAAAAGGUCUUCGUGGGACAACUGUAUCUUUAAUUUAUUCAACUUCACCAAUUAUUUUAUUUUUUGUAACCGCUGGAGACUUUACUGCUUCAUUAAGUCAAAAUACUGCCAUUCUAGGUAGGGUUUUUAUCAUCCCAGGGACUACCUCUGCUUUUAAUUAAAAAAGAAAAGAAGGGAGUAAGAAAAGGCAAAGUUGUGAGUCAUGGGACAGAGAGCUAGGAGCUCUGUCACCCCCAGGAAGCACUGCCAUACUGGGGCUGCUGCUAUUUAAAUCCAAGGACUGAGUUACUGGUGGGAUGGGCACUGGACUCAGGCUUGGCUAUAGGACAUAAGCUACACCUCCCAGACCUACUUCUGGCAUUGAGAUCUGUUGGCGGGGGAGGUCCCUGUUCUUCACUCCAGUUCCCUACGGUGUUGGCUGGCAUAGGCAUCACCAUUGGGAAAGCAUUUCAGGCAGCUUUGGACCACCCCCAAGUCAGUUCUGGAAUGUAAUGUAGGUAUCCCAGGGUGUUGGGGUGGAGUAGGGGAUGGGUGGACCUCACCAACUGUCUCCCCUGGUUAUCUUGAUAACUCUUGGAUAGCUUUUGUUUUAAUUUUUGAAAAAUAGUCAUGAGUCAAAAGAGUAUCAAUCAGUGUUGGAUAGGCCACCCAGAUGUAGGGAGAGGGGCUGGGAGCCCUGGGCCUUUGGAGGGAGGGUGCUGGCAUAGAGGUGUCUGCAUCGAUUUUUUUUUUCUCAGGAGGGAGCGUGGUGGAUUUUGAAGGUAAAACUUUCUGAGUUUAUCAUGUUUUAAUUUGAGGGACAGGGAGUGAUGAAUCAUCACCAAUUGCCCCCUUAUCUAACUCCAAGGAAGUGGGGGUCUCAAAGGAUCCCCUCCUAAGGAGCUGGGGCUGCCUUGACUGAUUCUACACAGGCCUGCUUUUGGCACCUGCUCCUCCCCACCCUCAGGUGCCAGCCUCUGACACCAUCACUGUUCCUGUGGGGUAUAGCCAGGCUUUUCCUAUCAAGUGUCAGCUUUCCCUCAACCUCUGCGUCUUGUUCUGGGUAGAGAGGGAAUCUGAUACUGGAGAUGACUGGUUGCUAUAUUAUGGGUUUGAGUUGCUUUUGGAUAUAAAGGAAAGAGCAUGUGGAAAGGAGGAAAGAGGGCCUCAUCCUACACUUAUUGAGACAUACCAUUUGGUCUCUGAAAUUUUUAAGGAUUCUGUUACAUGCCUGAAGAGGGAGGGGGGUUGGCCUUCAAACUGUACCAACUUUGUUAACCAACUGUUGCAGGCUCUGAAAAUAAAAAUGAUCUUG